Molecule: messenger RNA, 800 nt
Organism: Dryobates pubescens (Downy woodpecker)
Lineage: Eukaryota; Metazoa; Chordata; Aves; Piciformes; Picidae
Gene: REEP4
Product: receptor accessory protein 4
Exons: 8
Coding region: 21-800 (259 amino acids)
Biological process (GO): endoplasmic reticulum tubular network organization
Cellular component (GO): endoplasmic reticulum membrane; endoplasmic reticulum tubular network; cytoplasmic microtubule
Molecular function (GO): microtubule binding
Source: RefSeq, a predicted model, not a curated record
ACAGCACGUUCGGCCCCACCAUGGUGUCCUGGCUGCUCAGCCGGGUGAUCGUGCUGCUCUUCGGGAUGCUCUACCCUGCCUACGCCUCCUACAAGGCUGUCAAGAGCAAAAACAUCCGGGAAUACGUCCGCUGGAUGAUGUACUGGAUUGUCUUUGCCCUCUUCAUGGCCAUGGAGACCAUCACUGACCUGCUCAUCUCCUGGUUCCCCUUCUACUACGAGCUGAAGAUGGCCUUUGUGCUCUGGCUGCUCUCCCCCUACACGCGCGGGGCCAGCCUGCUCUACCGCAAGUUCGUGCACCCCACCCUGUCCUCCAGGGAGAAGGAGAUCGACAGCUACAUCGUCCAGACCAAGGAGCGUGGCUACCAGGCCAUGGUGAGCUUCGGCAGGAGGGGACUCAACUUGGCAGCCACAGCUGCAGUCCAGGCAGCCACCAAGAGCCAGGGCGCUCUGGCCGGGCGCCUGCGCAGCUUCAGCAUGCAGGACCUGCGCUCCCUCCCCGACCAGACCCCCCUGCACUACCAGGAGCCUCUCUACCUGGAGGAGCAGGAGCACCCCAGACAGCUGCUGGCCUACGGCGCGGCCUCGGGCGGGCGGCGGUGCGAGAGCGAGACGGAGGAUGAGGAGCUCUGGUCGGACUCUCCAGGCUCUUCUGAGCCUCCCCCCUGGAGCAGGGACCCCAGACCCCCCUCCCGCAGCCAGAGCCUGCGUGUGCCCAAGAAGAAGCCAGCAAGCAAAGAGGGCUCCUCGCGGCCCCUGCGCAGCCGCAGCAGGAGGAAGGCUCCGGCGGAGGACAGCUGA